Molecule: messenger RNA, 600 nt
Organism: Rotaria sp. Silwood2
Lineage: Eukaryota; Metazoa; Rotifera; Eurotatoria; Philodinida; Philodinidae
Source: the annotation of a GenBank genome assembly
AUGUCGGAAGAUGACAAUACAGAAAUCACCAAUACAAAUGAUCAAAGAAAAUUUCUGUUUUGGACAAUUCCAUGGUAUUUAUUAUUGCUAUGUUUAAUUGUUUUAUGUCAAUCAAUGAUAACAUCUGGCUAUAUCGGUUCGAUAGUAUCAUCAAUUGAAACUUAUUAUGGAUUUUCAAGUGAACGUUUAGGAAUAGUAUUUAGUAGUUAUGAUAGAACUGGUGUUUUAUCAAUUCCAUUAAUAUCAUAUUUUGCUUCAAAAUAUAAUCGUGCAAAAAUUGUUGCUAUAGGAUCUUUUGUUUUUGCAAUUGGAAAUAUUAUUUUUAUUUUACCUUAUUUUAUAAAUGGUUAUCAUAAACAAAUAAUUGAUAAUUCAACAAAUUAUUUCGAAAAUAUUUUUCUAUUUUUUAAUAAUAAUUUAAUUGAAAUUCAACCAUUAUGGACAUAUUAUAUGAUUAUUUUAUCAAUGAUUAUUAUGUCAAUUGGUGCAAGUCCAUUUUAUACAUUAGGAAUAACAUAUUUAACUGAUCAUCUUAAUAAAGAUGAUCAACCUAUUUAUACAACUAUGUGUUUAUUACUAUUGAAAAAAAUUAAUCUUUAA